AUGGCGUUUAGUGAUUUUGCUGCCAUAUGCUCGAAGACUCCGUUGCCUUUAUGUUCGGUGAUAAAGUCCAAAACUCAUCUGAUACUUUCGAACUCAACAGUCAUACAUAAUUUUGAUCCAUCGAAUUUAAAUGUUGGUGUACUGCCACGUUGUUAUGCUCGAUCGAUUGAUCUCGCCAACACAGUCAUCUUUGAUGUUGGGAACGCGUUCAUCAAUAUUGGUGCGCUAGGCGUCAUUUUAAUCAUUCUUUACAACAUAAGACAGAAGUAUACUGCUAUUGGCAGGUCCGAGUAUCUCUACUUUUUCCAAUUAACUUUGCUAUUGAUAAUAUUUACUUUGGUAGUGGACUGCGGCGUAUCUCCUCCUGGUUCUGGGUCAUAUCCAUACUUCGUGGCGAUACAAAUAGGGCUGGCGGGUGCAUGUUGCUGGGCUCUAUUGAUAAUCGGGUUUUUAGGUUUCAAUAUCUGGGAAGAUGGGACUACAAAGUCCAUGUUGUUGGUUCGUGGAAUGUCCAUGUUAGGAUUCAUAGCUAAUUUUUUAGCGUCUAUUUUAACUUUCAAAGCAUGGAUCACGGACCAUAAGGUAGCGACAAUGAACGCUUCAGGGAUGAUUGUCGUUGUUUACAUAAUAAACGCCAUUUUCUUGUUGGUUUUCGUUAUUUGCCAAUUAUUGGUUUCACUGAUAGUAGUUCGAAACUUGUGGGCCACAGGAGCCAUCUUUUUGGGGUUAUUUUUCUUUGUAGCGGGACAGGUACUGGUUUACGCCUUCUCUACACAGAUUUGUGAGGGGUUCAAGCAUUACUUGGAUGGGUUAUUUUUUGGGAGCAUCUGUAACGUGUUCACAUUGAUGAUGGUUUACAAGAUUUGGGAUAUGACUACUGAUGAUGACUUGGAAUUUGGUGUAAGCGUUAGCAAGGAUGGUGACGUGGUGUAUGAUAAUGGGUUUCUGUGA
Molecule: messenger RNA, 951 nt
Organism: Saccharomyces paradoxus
Lineage: Eukaryota; Fungi; Ascomycota; Saccharomycetes; Saccharomycetales; Saccharomycetaceae
Gene: CHS7
Product: Chs7p
Exons: 1
Coding region: 1-951 (316 amino acids)
Biological process (GO): protein folding
Cellular component (GO): endoplasmic reticulum membrane
Source: RefSeq, a predicted model, not a curated record